Messenger RNA from Penicillium digitatum Pd1, 1740 nucleotides. The record is from RefSeq and is a predicted model, not a curated record. NCBI's taxonomy places the organism in Eukaryota, Fungi, Ascomycota, Eurotiomycetes, Eurotiales, Aspergillaceae.
AUGAAACCCCUCGCCCUCCUUAGCCGAGUCGCAGUGCCAUCACUAGCUCUCACUAUCCCCACACAGCAGUAUCUCUUCCCCAACACCGACCUGUCGGACUGGCAGUAUAACCCGCUAUCGAGCCCACCUACACGGGAAAUCUGUCCACAGCCACCCAAGGUCAGCACCCCAAACGAUGGCUUCCACUCGUCGCAGACCUUCCUUUCCGACGAUGCCUUCCGUGCGCGCCAGGCCAAGCGGCUCUCGCGCGCAGUGCAGAUCCCAACCACCGUAGGUGAUUCUAUAGAAGAUCCAUACGAUGAGGUAUUUGAGCCUGUAGUCAAAUUCCAAUCGCUCUUGAAGGAGUUGUUCCCUCUGGUACACAACCGUGGCAAGGUUGAGCACAUUAACCGCCUCGGCCUAGUCCUUACCUUCGAGGGUGCUGACACUUCACGCAAGCCGCUACUCUUCAUGGCCCACCAGGACGUCGUCCCGAUCGACGAUCCAUCAGACUGGACCUACCCGCCCUUCGCAGGCGUUUUUGAUGGUGAAUGGAUCUGGGGCCGCGGUGCAAGCGACUGCAAAAACGUUCUUAUCGGAUUGAUGUCCGUAGCCGAAGAUCUACUCUCGCAGGAUUGGCAGCCACAGCGCACGGUGCUGUUUGCCUUUGGGUUCGACGAGGAAUCACACGGCUUCCUAGGCGCCGGGGCAAUCUCAGCAGCACUGGUGGAAAAGUACGGCAAGAAUUCUUUUGAAUUCAUUCUCGACGAGGGCGGAAUGGGUCUGCAGAGCUUUGGUGAUGCAUCCGACCCUAACGGCGAGAUCUUGUAUGCUCUCCCAGCUGUCGGCGAGAAGGGUAGUCUCGACCUCAUCAUCGAUCUUGCCGUGCCUGGUGGCCACAGCUCGAUCCCGCCCGCACAUACCGGUAUCGGUAUCAUGGCGGAGAUUUUGUACGAGCUGGAACGGAAGGAGCUGUUCCCCGCCUGGCUAGAUACCAACCACCCCGCCCACGGGAUGUUGGAGUGCCAGGCACGGUAUUCACCCGACCAUGUUGAGACGUGGCUAUCCGAGAAGCUGGCAGCAGGCGAUCCCGCUGCGCUAGGCGAGGCCGUUGCCAGUUCCCGCGGUCCCGCAGUUCGCUAUACAAUGCAGACGUCGCAGGCCGCAGACCUGAUCCACGGCGGUGUCAAGACAAACGCGCUGCCAGAGAAGAUCUCUGCAGUCGUCAACUACCGCGUGGCACUACACCAGACGCCCGAUGAGCUACGUGAGCGAGCUGUCCGAAUCAUCAGCCCUAUUGCUGAAUCUCACAACCUUUCCCUAUGUGUUGCCUUUCCCGGUGUGCCGGAGUCACCCGAAGGAGAUGUGAGCGACCGUACUCUGACCCUGUCCCCUCUUAGUAUACCUCUUUCCCCGGCUCCGAUCUCUCCAACCGACCCGCUAACUUCGAAGGUGUGGGCGCACUUUGCUGGAGUGGCUCGUGGUGUCUUUGAGUCACACCCGAACCCGCUCGCCAAAUCUGCGUCUGGAUCUAAGCCCACAGUUGUUGUAACGGGAGAUAUCAUGACUGGAAAUACGGAUACGCGUUUCUAUUGGGCUUUGUCGGAGAACAUUUACCGUUGGAGCCCGUCGCGGGCUGGCGGAUCGCUGAAUAUUCACACUGUGGACGAGCGGAUCCGCUUGGAUGUGCAUCUUGAAGGCAUGAUGCUUUACUAUGAUCUCAUUCGGUCUUUUGAUGCUUGGGAUGACGACUCCGAAUGA